Cladophialophora immunda is the source of this 1185-nucleotide messenger RNA. RefSeq lists its product as uncharacterized. NCBI's taxonomy places the organism in Eukaryota, Fungi, Ascomycota, Eurotiomycetes, Chaetothyriales, Herpotrichiellaceae. The annotation marks the transcript as partial. The transcript has a single exon. The record is from RefSeq and is a predicted model, not a curated record.
GACGGGCUGCGCCAUCCGCCCAACGACCGCCUCAGCGUCACCCUCGACGAGCACAGCAACAGCCGCUGGGAGGAGCCCAUGGUGCGCCCCGACCGAUACGUGCACGCCGAGUUCCAGGCCGACGGGGGCGGCGGGGAGCCGCCGGCCAGGGAAUACAUCCGGGCUUGGACUAAGUGGAACGGGUACUCCUUCAACGCGCAGGCGUUCAUCGACCUGGUGACGGACGAGGUGGUCAUGGAAGGCGAGCGGCGGCCCCGGCAACGCAUCAAGCUCCGGGUGGUCAGCAGGCAGGAACUCAGUCCUCUGGUGGGAGACGCGAAUGCGACGGCGACGGCGACGGCGACGACAACGAGUACGGGCGGGUCUGUGGCUUUGGUGCUCCGCAAGCGCAUCCGCGACCGCGAGGGUCAGGAGAUGGAGGACGGAGACCGCGCCUUCACGGCCAGCCGUGUCGCGCUCUGGCCCCCGGACGACGCGCCCCAGGACCUGCACGAGAUCCUCUGCCCCGAGGGCCAGCCCGGCGACGUCAAGGCCAUGCUGGGCGACGAGGGCAUCGUGUACAUGGCCGGCCCGCCCCGCGCGCCGGGCUCGGCGGAGCGGGCGCUGGUCUUUGUCGGCUUCGACCCGACCUUUGGGUUCCAGGGCAUGCAGCGGCUGGAUGGGAGUCCCGCGGUGCCGAAAUCGGAGAAGAAGAGGAAGGUGGACCGCUACGAGCUCAACGAGACACCGCAAUCUGUCAGUCUCGAGAGCCAGGGCCAGAGCCAGGGCCAGGGAAUGGGAAUCGACCUCGACCCCGCGGAUCGUACAAAGCGGCUGAAGCUGGGGGCGCAGGUCAAACUCGCCGUGGGAGAUUCGACGUCUGCCCGGUCCCGGGGCGACGAGCAGGGGGACCUCGCCGUUCUCCCGCAGGGCCACAACAUGGCACAGGCGCUGAUCGACGAGUCCGAGGACUGGCAGCCUCCGCUUGCCUCGCGCGCAGAGUUGCCCGCGAUGUCCCAGCCCCAGAGACCCUUGCAGGCGGCAGUCUCGAGCCCGAGCCCGAGCCCGAGCCGGGACGAUCUCUCGCAGUGGCAGACCAGCGGGAAGCCCGGUAGAGGCAAGGCCCCGGCACCUCCCAACCUUGGCCAGACACGGCAAGAGCGGGUAAUGUACAUGUCUAUCGGCAGGGGAUAUUGGCUGCGCUAG